Pestalotiopsis fici W106-1 is the source of this 2037-nucleotide messenger RNA. RefSeq lists its product as uncharacterized. NCBI's taxonomy places the organism in Eukaryota, Fungi, Ascomycota, Sordariomycetes, Amphisphaeriales, Sporocadaceae. The transcript has a single exon. Gene Ontology annotation, molecular function: protein binding. The coding region runs from base 1 to 2037 and encodes 678 amino acids. The record is from RefSeq and is a predicted model, not a curated record.
AUGCGAUUCCUCACCAUUCUUGUGGCUGGCUUCGCCGCCGGCACUGGUUUGGCAGCGACAUGUCCCUACGCCGAGCAAAAGGCUGCCCAGCGUGAUUGCCCCUACGCUGCCAAACUCUCCAAAGAUGCUAUCAAUGGGGCCAGCACAACCGACAAGAAGAUCAAGCGAACUCCGCCGCCUGCCGACAAGCUCGGGGUCAUGUACAUGAACCGCAUCGGUCCUUCUGGCUCGGAAUUGUGGAUUGCCAAUGCGGACGGCACCGAUGCCGCCAAGUUAUUGGGUGAUCAGUCUGCCCCAUUCGACUUUCAUGCUACCUGGUCGGCCGACGGCGAGUGGAUUGUCUUUAGCAGUGAACGUCGAGCCGAUGGCCAGUCCGAUGUGUAUCGCGUCAAGUCAGACGGCACUGGCCUAGAAACUCUCGUUGCCGGCGACUCGUUUGAAGAUGCGGGAGCUUUGUCGCCCGAUGGCACAAAGCUCGCAUAUGUCUCUACCGCCAUUAACUCGACUGCCAAUGUCUUUGUGCUGAACCUGUCCACGGGUACGUCAGUCAACGUGACUGGCAGCGAUGAGACGAUUGGUGACUUUGCCAGCCCCCAUGGCUUCUUCCGGCCCUCCUGGUCACCGGAUGGCGAGUGGAUUGCCCUGAGCUCCGACGUCAACACGGAUUGGACGGGCCAUAGCGAUGGUGUUGGUUGGGAACACACCCAGACCUUGUCCCUCUAUGUCGUGAGGCCGAAUGGAACCGACUUUCGCAAGGUUGUUGGACAGCCUGGCUAUUGUCUUGGUAGCCCCCAAUGGUCGCCAGAUGGAAACCGACUGAUCUACUAUAACUUGACUACUGAAGAUACCUACAAUGCGCACGGCAUCUCGCGCGGUGGAAACACGGGCGUUGUCUCGCAGCUAUUCAGUGUCGAUGUGGCAACUGGGAGUGAUGUCACCCAGCACACAUUCGGCAACUCCUUGGUCGUUGCAGGAUACUUUAUUGGCAACAGCACCACUGUUGGUUAUAAUGUAAAGUCUGGCCAGCAGCCUGGAGUCAACUAUACCACGUCUGAUGCCACACAUGCCUUCUUCAAUGGCACACUACGCAACCCCACUUGGUCGCCAGAUGGCUCCAAGGUUGUAUACGAAGUCUACGACUGGACUCAGCGCCCAGCAGAAAAGCCCCUUUUCAGCUGGGAUCACGAAUACGAAUACCGUUUCAUGGACGUCUUUCCGCAAUGGAACAAUGCCACCCAACGCCUGGCUACUACCCAGAAGCAACUGCUCAAUGCGUCGUCGUCGGUCGUCAUUACCGAUGCUGACUAUAGUGACCUCGUGACCGCCUUUGACGUACACAUCGUCGGUGGAGUGAGCACGGGUUUCGGUACGGGCGGUGCAUUCCAGCCUAGUUGGAGCAGCGACGGAUCGCAACUGGCGGUAGGGUAUGGCACCUGGUUUGCCGGUCGCGCGUCCAGCCCCGGCGCACUGUACCUGUUUCAAGCCGACGGUUCUUCCUACGAAAACAUUACCGACGGCACUUUUAAUGCCGGUUUCCCUUCCUUUUCUCCAGAUGGCACAAAACUCGUUUUCCGGCUCUGGGAUGGUGAGAAUGGGCCUCUCGGUUUGCAUGUCAUGGACAUGGAGACGGGCAACACGACGCAAAUCACCAACGGCUGGGAUAACACUCCGGGCUGGUCGCCUGAUGGUGAACUCAUAGUGUUUGCUCGCCAGACCAAUUGGACCCAAGAUUACGGCAACCGAUGGUACGAUGAUCGUUACGACAUCGCCACGAUCAAGCCAGAUGGGACGGAUCUCAAGAUUCUUACCGAGUCGCAUGCUAAUGACGCCCAUGCUGUCUGGGCGCCGGACGGCCGCAUCAUGUACAACAGCGGCAUGCACGGCUUCCGCGAUGAAAGUCCUUUGUAUGACAAUACAUUUCAGCCCUAUGGCCAGAUCAUCAUCAUGAAUGCGGAUGGAUCGAACAAGACGGCACUGACGGACAGCAUGUGGGAAGACUCCAUGCCUCAGUAUAUUCCUCGAUCAUUCUUUGAGUAG